This is a messenger RNA of Anguilla anguilla (European eel), 3825 nucleotides long. RefSeq names its product low-density lipoprotein receptor-related protein 8-like. Gene Ontology annotation, molecular function: calcium ion binding; protein binding. NCBI's taxonomy places the organism in Eukaryota, Metazoa, Chordata, Actinopteri, Anguilliformes, Anguillidae. The transcript has 18 exons. The record is from RefSeq and is a predicted model, not a curated record. The coding region runs from base 269 to 3136 and encodes 955 amino acids.
UUUUAUAAUCAAUAUUCAUCAAAUUAUUACUACUCUCGUGGUCGCAAAAACGUGGGGGUGAUGUCAUCCUGCCCGCUGCGUGGGCGAAUUUAAACUACUCCACUGCAGGCAUGAUCCCGCCCAUAAACGUCGUCACUGAUUCAAACUGCAAGUAGAGCAGAGGAGAGAGAUAGCGGAGGUAGCCAACACAAUCACAUCGCACGGGGUGAGGACGCGAAGUGUGGAUUUGGCUUUGUUUGUGCAUGAACACGGAUCGCCUCUUCGAGAGAUGUGGGGAGAAAUUGGGAAGCUAAUGCUGGUACAUUUGUUACUGAUGGAGCUUCGUUCGUCAGAAGGGACUAAAACGGAAUGUGAGACCGGCCAGUUUCAAUGCAGGAACGAAAGAUGUAUUCCUACCAUCUGGCGGUGUGAUGACGACGACGACUGCUCCGACAACAGCGACGAAGAAAACUGUCCGAAGAAGACGUGCGCCACGACGGACUUUGCGUGUAAGAACGGCCAGUGCGUGCCGGCCCGGUGGCGCUGCGACGGAGAGCCCGAGUGUCCCGACGGCUCCGACGAGGCUGACUCCACCUGCAGCCGACAGACGUGUCCGCCAGAGAAGUUUGACUGCGGGGGCACCACUCACAAGUGCGUCUCAUUGUCGUGGCGAUGCGACGGGGAGCGGGACUGCGAGAACGGCGCGGACGAGGAGGAGUGCGCUGCAGACAGCAAAGCCUGCGCCCACAAUGAGUUCCAGUGCCGCAACCGCCAAUGCCUGGCGCCCGUCUUCCUGUGCGACGGCGACGACGACUGUGGGGACGCCAGCGACGAGGACAAGUGCUCGGCGCCCACCUGCGGCCCGCACGAGUUCCGCUGCAACAGCUCCGAGUGCGUCCCCCAGCUGUGGAGCUGCGACGGGGACCCCGACUGCCCCGACCUGUCGGACGAGUCCCCCGAGCGCUGCGGCGGCCGCCGCGCCCCGCCCCUGCCCCGCCCGCGCCCCCGCUGCGACCCCGGCGAGUUCCAGUGCGGCAGCGGCGAGUGCCUGCGGCUCCACUGGAAGUGCGACGGGGACGCCGACUGCAAAGACAAGUCCGACGAAGCCAACUGCCCCUUGCUGACGUGCCGACCAGAUGAGUUCCAGUGCGGCGACGGCUCGUGUAUCCACGGCACCAAGCAGUGCAACAAGGUGUACGACUGCCCGGACAACAGCGACGAGGCCGGCUGCGUCAACACAACCAGGUGCGAGGGGCCGCUGAGGUUCAUGUGCAAAAACGGCGAGUGCAUCGAGGCCAGCAAGCUGUGCGACUCCAUCAAGGACUGCAAGGAUUGGUCAGACGAGCCAAUCAAAGAGUGCGGCCUAAAUGAGUGCAAGGACAACAACGGAGGCUGCUCGCACAUAUGCAUCGAUCGGCCCAUCGGAUAUCAAUGCCAGUGCCCCCCGGGAUACAAGCUGCUGGACAAGAAGACCUGCGGAGACAUCGACGAGUGCGAGAAUUCUGACGCCUGCAGCCAGAUCUGCAUCAACUACAAAGGCGACUACAAGUGCGAGUGUUACGAGGGUUACCAGAUGGACCCGGUCACCAAGACCUGCAAGGCUGAGGGUAAGAGCCCUUACCUGAUGUUCACCAACCGCCAUGAAAUCCGCCGCAUCGACCUGAUGAAGAGGGACUACACGUUGGUCGUCCCCAUGCUGAAGAAUGCAGUGGCGCUGGAUGUGGAUGUCAGCACCAACAAGAUUUACUGGACUGACCUCUUCCACCGCAAGAUCUACAGUGCGUUCAUUAGCAAGGCCAGUGACUCCUCCCAGCACACCACCCUGAUUGGCUCCUCCCUGCAGUCCCCUCAGGGCCUGGCAGUGGACUGGGUCCAUAAGAACCUGUACUGGACCGAUUCUGCGCGCAAGUCCAUUUCUGUGGCCUCGGCCGACGGCAAGAAGAGCCGAGUCCUGAUCAGCACGGAGCCGAGCGAGCCGCGCGCCAUCGCCGUCGACCCCGCGCAAGGGUUCAUGUACUGGUCAGACUGGGGGGUGCAGGCCAAGAUUGAGCGGGCAGGGAUGAAUGGGGUGGACCGGCAAGUUCUGGUGUCGGACAGCAUUGAGUGGCCCAAUGGGAUCACGCUGGACCUCCCUAACAGGCGGCUGUACUGGGUGGACUCUAAAUUGCACCUCAUCUCCAGUGUGGACUUCAGUGGAGCCCACAGGAGGGUGCUACUGUCUUCCCCCCUGCAGCUGGGACACCCCUUCGCCCUCUCCGUCUUUGAGGACCGGCUGUACUGGACAGACCUGGAGAAGGAGGCAGUCUACAGCGCUAACCGGCUAACGGGGCAGGAGGUGACCGCGCUGGCCGAGCACCUCAACAACCCCCACGACAUUCUGGUCUUCCACGAGCUCCGGCAGCCCAAAGCUCCAGACAGCUGCAACAUGGGGGGUAUGGUCAAUGGGGGCUGCGAGUACCUGUGUCUGAAGGCCCCACAGAUCACAGACAACUCCCCGAAGUACACCUGUGCCUGCCCUGACGGCCACCAGCUGGGCGAUGACAUGCGCCACUGCGUCAUAGCUGUUACAGCAGCCAGUCCUAAAGAAUCAAUGGCCAGCAGCACCAUUGUUACAGACGUAACCACAGCAACGGCCCGCACUACGAUCGCUCCGACCAAUCCUCUGUCAGCGUUUUCUAGCUCCUCUGUCGUGUCAAACCCAUCUAACUCCACCCCCCAACCGGCCCUUGGGACCCUGCCCCCUGCUUCCAGCUCGAUGGAAGAGAACAGCAGCCCCUCUCACAGGGCGGGACAUGGGCUCCAGCUCCUGGGGAGCAACAUCACAGUGGCGGUGCUGGGCGUCGUCAUCCCCAUAGUUCCUGUCGUUGCCACAGUGAUGGUGGGCCUGCUGUGCACCACCGCCUACCUGGUUUGGCGCAACUGGCGAAGGAAGAACACCAAGAGCAUGAACUUCGACAACCCCGUCUACCGCAAGACCACCGGCGAGGAGGAGGACGAGAUCCACAUCGGCCGGACGUCCGAGCCCCUGGGCCACGCCUACCCGGCUGUGGGUGGUGGCGCCUGCCCCGCCUUUAUCGCCCUGCCACUGGGGGGCAGUGUGCCGGAUACGGCGACCCACUGGUACUCAGGCCAGCCCAUGCUGUCUGGCGCAAAAUGAGGACGGGCUAUAGGGGCCGGGCCAGGCCCCUGUGGAGGACAGAAGAGCCACAUGGAUGACGCACAGAGCCCCUCCCCCUCCCCGCCAGGCUCCGCCCACUGGCCAGGAUGGGCAUCCUGUUCAGCCUCAGUCCCUCAUGUUACCGCUCCUCCCUUUAUAGACAGUGCAGCUGCUGCCACCGUGUGUUUAGAGGAAGGGCCAAAGGACCGUGCUCCAGUGCUGUGUGUCCUUUUUUUAUCUUAAAAAUGUCAUCCAUGUUUUGGAGGAACUGAAGAGGAGAGCUGUUCCUUUGCUUGAGGCUACCUCUCUUUGGAGGGAAGAGCAGGGCUGCUUCGGCAAGCAGGCUUUAGGAAGGAACACCGCAAUAGCAGCACCUUAAUUGACGGGACAAUCCAGUGCUUUAUUUUGUCCUAUGAUUUAUCAGGCGGUUUAUUUGACCACAUUAUCUUUAGUGUUUCUGAUGCGUUUUACAUGUUGUUUUAAUCAUUGUUUUUCUGCCAACCUUUCUGCCUCGUACGAUGUGCCCUUCAGCAGAAUGAGAGACAGCCAGGGAUGCCGCUGUGGAUAAGUCCAUCAGUCAGUCUGUCAGUCACUAGUCACUGACUCGCUCACUCACUCACUCGCUCAGUCAUUCUGUCUCAAACACCCUCAAUCAGUCGGUCAGUAAAUUUGUUUUAUUUCUUUAUAUU